Molecule: messenger RNA, 1054 nt
Organism: Episyrphus balteatus (marmalade hoverfly)
Lineage: Eukaryota; Metazoa; Arthropoda; Insecta; Diptera; Syrphidae
Exons: 3
Coding region: 131-682 (183 amino acids)
Source: RefSeq, a predicted model, not a curated record
UUUGAAAAAUUUUGAACACUGUCACUAUUACAAAAUCAGUAAGAAACUUUAUUGAAAUAAACAAAAAUUAGUCAUCUUCUGAAUAAAAAUAAAUUGAAAAUGAAGGGAAAUAUUUUUCCUUCAGGAUAAAAUGUCAGGAUCACCCUGUCAUCAUAGUUCUCCAACAACUGAAAAUAAUGGAAAGAAUUCAUCUGAUACUUCAACGUGUAAUGGUGGAGUACACGUUUGUCCGUUUCAACUAGUACCACCACCUAUAAACCAAUUUACGUAUUGCGCAUUGAAACGUAUUUGUCGUCAAAUUUUAAAGGAGAUCCUUCUUGAAGAACAAGAUGAGCAUUUUUUAGUUAAUGGUGAUUUGAAAAUACCACAAGAUGAAGAUAUAAAAAGGGAAAAUGAUGACAAAAGUUCUUCAGCAUGUUCUACUUCUUCUAUGAGUGCGAAAAAUAAUCACGAAAGAUGUUCGGAACCUAUAAACAUUGUUCUGAAAUCUAAUAAAUCAACACAAACAAUGAAAAUGGCUAAUGGAGUUGAAAACAACACUUUUAUAAAAAAUCGAAAAACCAAUAAAGAAGUGAAGAAAAAAUAUGUUCUUAAACCAGAAAGGAAUAAAAAUGGUCUCCCAAUAAUAUUCAAUUUACGUUCAAAAGUAAGAAAUGGAGAAACGUUCAAAAAUAAUAGCUAGAAUCAAUGUAAGUUUUUGAAUCUUUAAAACUACAUAUAUAUAUCAUAAAUAAAAUAUCACAAGAGAAAUGGUUGAGGCAAAUGAAAACGUAGGUUAUCCAAAAUGGAAGGUUUCAUAACUGUGGAUAUAUUAAAAAUUGUGUAAAUGUUUGGAAAUAAGUUUGAAUACUUUAUUGAAAGAAAGCAUUAAUAUUAACAUUUUAAAAAAGGCUUGUGCUGUUUACUAGACAAAUUUUUAUUUGAAAUGAAAUUUCCUUAUUCAAACAUGAAUAUCAACUAACAAUAUCUAAUGUAUCUGACUAAUUAUUUGGACAUGUAUGCCUUCGUACAAUUUUCUUGUUAAUAAAAUCUAUUUUCGCAAUUUUAAUUUUAA